AAGAGGGAGGGAAGCAGAAGUACUGUGCUGCAGCGCGGGGGCGAUUUUGGGGGAGAUUUUGGGCUGAACCCUCAUUUCCUCUGUGUGGGGCUCAGUGCACAGCCUGGGAGCUGAUGGGGCUUGGCCAUACCCUGCGGAGCGAUGGGGGACUGGAGCAUGCCCAUCGGCUCGCUGGGCGAGGAAGCGGUGGCCCGGCUGUGUGAGCUGCUGGAUAACGCCGGCCGGGGCUGGCGUAAGCUGGCCGAGCUGGCCGGGGCCGAGAAACGCUUCAGGUGCAGCGUGGAGGAGCUGGAGAUGUGCUCGCUGAAGGUGCUGGAGCCCCGCGGCAGCCCCACGCAGUGCCUGCUGCAGCUCCUGGCCGAGCGCGACUGCACCCUCAGGUACCUGCUGGGCUGCCUGGAGCGCAUGGGGCACGAACAGGCCUGCCGCGUCCUCAGCUCCGCCGUCCAGGAUGUGAUUCGCAUCACGGUGCAGCCCGAGUCGCAGGUGGUGGCGGAGGGGACACAGGUGUCCCUGACCUGCUGUGCAACUGGCCCACCAGGGCUCACGUACCAGUGGUUCUGUGGGAGGCAGGAGGUGCCUGGAGCCACAUCCCCAGAGCUGGUGAUCGACACAGCUACUCCCGCGUGCCAGUGGUACAUCUGCCGGGUGAACUGUGGGGCCGCCUUCACCUUCUCCAGGUGGGCUCAUGUGCAGGUGGAGAAGAGCAGCAGCCCCAGCUCAGCCAGUGGCUACUGCCCGAGCAUGGCUGGGCUGCAGAUCCUGCGGCAGCCGCGGCCGUGCCGCCUGGCUGAGGGGGACACGCUGGUGCUGGAGUGCAGAGCCAUUGGCAACCCCCCACCCCAGUACCAGUGGUUCAGGAACCGGCGCCCUGUGGAAGGGGCGCAAGCACCCCAGUUCCAGGUGAAGCUGGUGACAACGGCUGAGAGGGGCAGCUACUCCUGCCACGUGUUCAACCUCUUCCAUGAGGUGUGGAGCCAGGAGGUGGACGUGGAGAUUGGCCCACGGCUCUUCACCUCUGGAGGCUCCUGGCAGGAGGUGGAUGGAGGCUCUCUAGAGCAUGGCAGCCCUGGACAGCUGUACGCCACGGACAAAGUGGCGCUGCUGAUUGGCAACAUGCACUACCUGCACCACAAGCAGCUGCAGGCGCCCAUCGUGGAUGUUCACGCCCUUGGUGCCCUCCUCUGCCAGCUCGACUUCAAGGUGGUGUCACUGCUGGACCUGCGCAAGGCUGAGAUGCAGAUGGCCGUUGAUGAAUUCCUCCUUCUCCUUGACAAGGGUGUCUAUGGUUUGCUCUACUAUGCCGGGCACGGCUAUGAAAAUUUUGGCAACAGCUUCAUGGUGCCCACUGACGCACCCAGCGCCUACACGUCAGAGCACUACCCGCCCGACCCCGGGGCUCUGGAGACGUCAGAGUCCGGCCCCGGGGGGUUUGGAUCGGGGUGA
Motacilla alba alba is the source of this 1446-nucleotide messenger RNA. RefSeq names its product mucosa-associated lymphoid tissue lymphoma translocation protein 1-like. NCBI's taxonomy places the organism in Eukaryota, Metazoa, Chordata, Aves, Passeriformes, Motacillidae. The transcript is spliced from 12 exons. The coding region runs from base 142 to 1446 and encodes 434 amino acids. Gene Ontology annotation, molecular function: cysteine-type endopeptidase activity. The record is from RefSeq and is a predicted model, not a curated record. Gene Ontology annotation, biological process: proteolysis.